Molecule: messenger RNA, 4885 nt
Organism: Ruditapes philippinarum (Manila clam)
Lineage: Eukaryota; Metazoa; Mollusca; Bivalvia; Venerida; Veneridae
Exons: 5
Coding region: 147-3731 (1194 amino acids)
Source: RefSeq, a predicted model, not a curated record
AGUGUGCAUUUUACUAAGCAUAAAGAAAAAAAUUAAAAAUUUUAUUUAUUGAAAUAUAAAGAUAUGUUUUAGCAUUUUUUCCUUUUCAGGUUAAGCCCAGAACUCCAAGACACGACAAUUCUUAUAAUUAUUAAGUGCAAAAAACAAUGGCUUCAUAUAGCCCUAAACUGUUAGAAAAGAAAUAUAAUAACUGGGUAAAAGCUCAGUUAGCUGUGUUUUUUACUAAAGAUGGUCUUGAACCUUUUGUUUGUAAUGAAAUUCAACAAUUUCAACAGAAAUGCUUAGAUGAUAUUUGCUACAACAAUGGCAUUUUUAGUGGGACUAUAUGCUCGGGUUGCAGCACGGAAAAUGUUGUUAAGUGUCCUACAAAAGGUAUAUGCAUUGUCGGGAAGGGACAAUGCAGUUUUCACAAAAAUUCAAAUUACAUCCUAGCCGGCUGUCCGAAUAGGAUUUGCCAUCAUUUCAAAUCAGGAAUACAGAAAGCUCAUAGGUACUCUGGUCCAUCAUACAAAAACACUGAUGCUACCCAGUGGUGCAGUAAUUCAUGGGAAGUGGCGAAAUGCUUCAUGCCCCCAGAUGGAUAUAAAGAUAAAGCAUCUGCAACAGAAACAGACUUCAACGGUAUAAUCAGCGUUAUCCUCAAUUACAAAGACUUCGAGAGGAAAGUACAUGAAAACCUCAAUAUAUUUGAAGAGGCAAGAGAAAUUGGAAAAACUGUGCGACAUUCUUCCUCGCUCGAAGUAGAGGAUUCAGAUCUUCAGAAAUACUUUCAACUAUUACAGAAACUACUUUCUGAUCCCGUAUAUUUAGCUACAGACACGCAUGCACAGAAUGCUAAACAGAAACUUACAGAGUUAGAAAAUGACACUCUUGUCAUUGGUAAAGAUGAUAUAAGGAAAGCACUAGACGAUGUGGCAAAAGCAGUUCAGGACAAGAUAAAGACUGGAUUAGAUGAGCAAUAUGACAAAAUUAAACAAGAUCUGGAAUCACAAACUGCCGCACUGCUGAAAAGACUGAAUGAAGAAGGAGAUAGAGAACGGACAAAACUGGCUGAGACGUUACAAAAAGUAAUUAAGUCAGCAAUCAAAGACAAGAAAGAAGAAGAAUAUAUUGAAUGUAAACAAAAACUGAAGGAUGAGCUUAUUACAUGGUACAAAACCAAUCAGAGUACAGUUCCUCUUUCACCACUCACAGAUGCUUUCCCUACACCUCUAGCCGGGUUCUACAUUAUGCCAGAAAUUGACAAACAGACGUAUCAACCAGAUGGAAGGAAAGAAACAAGUAGAGUCAAGUCGUUACAGGACCUGUUUACAUCUCCAAGGGAAAUAUAUUUAUCAGCAGUCGCCGGAUUUGGAAAAACAGCGUUUUCAAAAUAUCUUGCCUUGACAUGGUGUCAAGCUCAUCAAAAGGAUGGGAAUUAUGGGCAUUUUAAAGAAGGAGAGUUAAAGGCAUUAUCUGGCUUUGAGUUUUUAUUUCUAGUGCUAUUGAGAGAUUCAGCUAAAGUUUGUGAUGUUGACGACAUGAUUGAACAACAAGUCAUACAGUACCUUCCUUGCUCAUCUUCAAUGCCAAAAGGUAUAUUAAAGGACAUUCUACAUGAUGAAAAAUGUCUUGUGAUAUUAGAUGGACUUGAUGAAUGGACACAUCCUGACAAUGAUUGUACAAGAGUUCCUAAAAUUAUUCCACAUCGAUAUGCACGUGAAAAGUGUGUAAUCUUGACAACGACCCGCCCAUGGAAGUUUGAAAUGUCAAACUUGAGUCAAAUAGUCGAAACAGUAGAGCUAGUUAAACUAAAUAAAGAAAAUGCCAGGCAGUUUAAGUGUAAUGCCAUGAAGUUGUUGAAUGUGAACCUUCAAGAUGGUGAACUGCAAAAUGAAGUUUGUAGAUUUGAAGAAGCAAUCAGUGACCAUGACAUUGAAGACAUGGAAUCCACCCCUCUCCUGUUACUCUAUCUUAUAUGUUUAUGGAUUGCAAAAAUUCCAAUAGGAAAUUCUGCAGUAGAAUUAUAUACAGGCAUUAUUCAGCUCCUUCUAUUUAGAACAGAAAAGUUACAUCGAAAAUUUCAUUCAUCGUGUGAAACAUCCCCGAGUAACGUUCCUGAAUGUUUCAGAAAACAUAAACAUUUCUGUAGUUACUACACGUUUCUGUUGACCAUUGGGAAACUAGCUUUUUAUACAUUGUUCAGUAAGAAAAAGGAGCACACAUUAGUUUUUGAUAGAAAUGUUGCUAAAGAAUAUAUUAACCAAGAAGAUUUGAAAUCAAGCUGUCUAUCAGGAAUACUAUCAGAAAGUAAAGUGAAAACAUUAGUAAGUGAAAGUUCUAAAAUCUCAUUUUCUCAUAAAACAGUGCAAGAAUACUUUUCAGCAUUAUUUAUAAGUUUUCAAAAUACAAAUGAAGUUCAGAAAAUCAUCUUAGAAGAGUGCAACUGUUUACAAAAUAUUCUAGACAUGUCAAAAGUGUUUGUUUUUAUUAGUGGCAUGAACCCUACAUUAAUGUCUACAAUAUCAAGUGUUUUAAUGCCUGUGAUAAACAAUAAUGACAAAACAAGCAAAUACAGAACGUUGGCAGGUUAUGAUUACAUGUACAAAAAGCCAUUAAAAGACAUUCAAGACAUGUACAUUUCUUGUAGCAAAGAAGGAAAGGAAAACAAAGACCUCAAAUUGUGUUUACAAGAUUUCAUCAUUAAUGAAAAUUGUCAACAACAAAACUACUUCAGUCAAUUACAAAAUCUGUGUCAACAAAAUAAAGAAAACAUAAAAUCAAUAAUGAUAGAAAAUAAAGGUAUUUGUAAUCUACAAGAAAUUAUCAGUUUGUUUACACUCUCUCACCUUCCACAUAUAGAGAAAUUAUUCUAUCAAAGUGAAAUUGUAGAAGAGGAAAUAAUGAGCUUGUUAUUGAAGCCUUUAAAAUGUUUAACUGUGAUAUCAUGUAAAUGGGAAAAUCAUCAAUUUGUAGGAGAAUAUUGCCAGCUGUCUGCAGAGAUAAUUGGAGGACUAGUAAAAUUACAACACCUGGAGUGUUUAUAUAUACAAUGUUUCACUAUGACCCACAAGGUAAUGGAGACAUUGUUAAAGUUCCUCACUAGUAAAAAAUCAAUGAAAGAAAUAAUAUUGUACAGUUUAAACUGUAGUGAUCAUGAUACUUCAUGUAGGGGAUUCAACCUUGACCUGUCUCAACAUUCACAACUAAGAAAUUUAGGAUUGAGCUAUAUACCUGUGUCACAAUUAAACAUGGAUGUAUCAUUGUUAGAGAGAUGUACUGUAGGUAAAUUAUAUAAACCUGGUGUUGUGUCAUCUUAUCUCAGUCAACUACCAGCAGCCAGUAAACUACAAACAUUUAGGUGUGAUGAUCUAGAAUCUUCCAGUGACAUAGAAACAAUGUUACAAACAUUAUCAUUGUUAUAUCAUGUGAAACAUGUUUGGUUGUAUAGAAUCAAUCUAGGUGAAAGAUCAUUAAUACUGUCACCUCAAAUGAUCAAUAUUAAACGUGUUGUCUUGAUUUAUACAACAAUGUCUUGUUCAGUGUUACAUGAUCUCAUUACUGUUAUAAACAAACUACCACAUACAGUGACAGUAUAUAUGGAAGGUUGUGAUAUAAAACCAGAAACAGAAUUUAAAAACUUUAAAAUAUUUAUAAAACAAUCAGACAAUUUUGUGGUCACACGUGAUGGCACCUUGAAGUCUGGAGUGUUCAUGUUUGACUUUAUAACAACAACAGCAAGUACUGAGUAACCUUAAAUGAACUUGGAGAAACAAUUUAUAAAUAGAUUAUGAGACUAAUGACAGGUGAAAUAGACAUCAUUUUAUUUAAUCAAUAUUCUCAGGUGAAUGUUUUAUAGUAAGGAUAUGAAUGGAAUGAAAAAAACAUUUACGUUUUAAACUUUAUACAUAUUUUAGCUAGAUAUGAAACUAGAGUGCAUUUAAUAAAAAAAAGGAAUUAUUCUUAAUGAUGAACACACAAUGUCAAUGGAUUUAUCCUAACUUCAAAUGAUGAUUUAUCAUAUAUACUUGGAAAGGUUAAAGAGGAUUAUGCUGUGUCUGUAUACCAGAAAUGUCUUUGAAAGUCCACUGGGUUUGUCAUGACGAGAAAUUUUUGUCUGCGGUGAUGAGUGUGAUAAAUUGGUUUGUUUUAGCUUCGUGAUAAUGAUAAACAUUUUAUGGAUGAUAGCCAUUGUUAAUCAGUUAUGAAAAUGAGACAAUCGCGUAGAUGCCAAAAACUGCAAUUUGGUGCCCUCAUUGGAUGACAGACCUUGAUCUUCAACGAAAAUAGAAGCUAAUUGAAAUACAAAAUUUACAUUCAUCAGUGAAUUCCUUGAAAUAGUACAAAAGGUUUAAAGUAAAGAAAUACAUGUGUGGUGUGUUCGGAAGUAGAUAUAUUAUGUCAAGAUGAUUUGUAUAUAUAUUUUACUCAGACAUAACUAGUAUAUUGUAAUAGUUUUAUGAUAAAUAUUACUUUUGUAACUCUCCCGGGAGAACUAUUUGCAGCCUGACUGAGACAGAGCACAGUACAUUUAGUAUAAUAUUCUGCAGCACUGCCGAAUGGGCUUUCCGAUCACCUUGUCUCCCUAUACUAGUUUUAGUCCUAUACAGAAACAUAACGAUUGUUAUUAUAGUAAUGAUAUCAGGGAUUUGGAAUUUAUUGUGAUUAUAAUAUUUCCUUAUCCACGAAGCUCAUGCGUGGCCUUAUAGUCUAUUAUGAAUUAAUUGUAAAUAAUAUUACAUUCGUCAUACUAUGUGUAUAAUAUAACUUGAAAUGUGUUCAUCUUUUAUGACUGUUACCUCAGGAAAGCAAUUUUUGUACAAAAAUAUUUAAUGUUGUAUAUUAUCAUAUUCAUUGAUCAUUCAAAUAUUUUCAGCUUAAUAUCAGGAUUAUUUUGUAUCAUAUA